Messenger RNA from Rosa rugosa (rugosa rose), 3185 nucleotides. RefSeq lists its product as uncharacterized. The transcript has 2 exons. Lineage: Eukaryota; Viridiplantae; Streptophyta; Magnoliopsida; Rosales; Rosaceae. The record is from RefSeq and is a predicted model, not a curated record. The coding region runs from base 1393 to 2445 and encodes 350 amino acids.
UAUUCCAAUGAGUGCCUUAUCUGAGGCCUCCCAGCCUCUUCAUUACCACAUCAGCAUCAAUCUGAGGAAUUUAAGUAUGCCUCUUUAGAAACUAGAUGAUAGAUCCUCGAUAUGUCAUUUGUUAGUACUUAGUAGUGGUUUCUAGCCUUCAUAUAUUAGUGCACACUCGUUUGAGUAUUAUGUCUAUGUUCUCCUUUGUUCCCUGAGUAUUUGAAUAAAAGCCAUUGGCGUGUAUAGAGUUUUCUAUCUAGGAAGUGAGGAUAGAACCUAUGGAGAAGCAUGAAUUGCUUUGCUUCAGAGAAAAUUCUUCUUUGUUACUUGGUAUCUGAUUUUAAUUUCAGCUUUAUUUUAUUAUCUUCUCAGAAACAGACGCCAUAUACAUUUCUGCAAAGCAAAAUAAAUUGAUGGGUAAACAUUCAGCAUUUUUCCUAGUCCAUGAUUCUUGUGGCUUUCACGAGAGAGAAGAAGGAAAUGUAACUGGUUCCUGUCUCUACCUGCCUUCAAACCUGGAGGGCUGGAGAUAUGAAUCUUGAUGAAGAAUCUCAUCACAUAUCACCUGAGAAUGGCUACCAAACAAUCACUUGAUCACUUGUCACUUCAUCUCAAUAUCUUAUCAAAAGGAGAUUCUUGGAGCUUAUUUGUGAAGGAAGCAAGGAAGUCUUUUGACAAAUCUUCCAAUUUCUAUGUUGUAGCGAGAGAGGUGGUUAGAGAAUGUGCGGGUCUACCAAUUGCUUCGAUAGCUUCGAGAUGAAGCUUUGGACGGAUGGAAAGAAGCUGCUCGACGGCUGAAAGUGUCUCAACCUCCCAACCCUGAAGAUGAGGGAGAUGUGUUCAAAUGCAUAAAGUUAAGCUAUGAUUACUUGAAAUCUGAUGAUUCCAAAUCAUGCUUCUUGCUUUGCUGCCUGUUCCCAGAAGAUUAUGAUAUCCCAAUUGAAUACUUGGUCCAGUAUGGAAUUGGGAAAGGAAUGUUUCAAGACUCCACAACAUGCUAGAAGCCCGCGCCACAACAUAUUUAGUGGUGAAGGCCCUUAAAGAUUCUAGCUUGCUUUUGGACGCUAGAGCUGACGGAUGUGUAAGGAUGCAUGAUGUCAUUCGGGAUAUUGCAAUAUUAAUGACAUCAUUAUCUGAAGACGGCCAGCGGUUCUUGGUGAAAGUUGGCUUUGAACUGAAGAAUUGGCCAAAGAUUGAUGCACAUAAAGGCUACUGUGCAAUCUCACUAAUGAAGAACAAAAUUUGCAAGCUAACCAAAGAGUUGGUAUGUCCAAAUCUCCAGAUUUUAUUACUACAGCACAAUGCUUCUCUAAAUGAGAUCCCAAAAUAUUUUUUCCAAAGUCAAAAUGAAUUAAGAGUCUUGGAUCUUAGCCACACUUGUAUUCAUUACUGCCCCAAUCAAUGAGUUUCCUAACCAAUCUUCAAGCUUUGUACUUAAAUUAUUGCCUGAACAUAAUUGACAUGUCUGUAAUCGGAGAACUUCACAAGCUUGAGAUUCUUAGUAUGAGAGAAAAUGCUCUGAAAGAAAUGUCAAGAGAAAUAGGACAGUUGACCAAUCUAAGGAUGCUGGAUGUCAGUGCUCAAUGUAUUCGCACAAUUCGAUCUAAAGUGAUAUCAAAGUUGCAUAAAUUAGAAGAACUGUACAUGCAAUGUGGAUUUUGGGAUUGGGUUAGUAAAAUUGAUGGAGAAGGACAAAAAACUAAUAUUGGCUUUGAUGAAAUAGCUGGUUUAUCAUAUUUAAGCACUUUGAAAGUUUGCAUAUCAGAUGCAAAUUGCAUCCCUAAAAGUGUUGAGGUCGAACCGAAUUGGGUUUACUUCGAUAUUAGUACUUGCCACGGCCAUAUUUCAGAGAGAAUCAUUGAGAACUUUCGAUCUGAUGAUUCUGGCCAUAAUUGUAGAUCCUUGAGUCUUAGUAGAACUGAUACAACCAUAGGAGCCUUUCCGGACUGGUUUGUCAACACUGCGGUAAAGAAUACUGAGAGGCUGCGUUAUGAAGAAUGCAAAGGCUUAAGUAACAUUCUUGUGGAAUAUGACCAUGGGAGGUUACAUGGACUGAAAGUUCUCUCUGUAAUUGGUCGCUGUGAGAGCCUGAAAGAGUUGAUGAACGCCAUAACAUGUGUUCCUGAUAAGCCUGUGUUUGAGAACAUGGAAGAGUUGCAUCUGAAAGAGCUGAAUGACCUGGAGGAGUUAUGUGUUGGUGAGUUACCACCUGGAUCUCUCUGCAGUCUGAAAUUAUUGGAGGUCCGUCGGUGCUGUAACUUGGGGAAUGUACUGUUGCCAUCAAAAUUAUUGCAGAAACUACCAAGUCUGGAAAAACUACUCUGUUCUGAUACUAAAGUGGAAUAUUUGUUUGGAUGUGAAGGAUUUGAGCCAGAUCAAAUAAAUCUGAGAGAGAUGGAGUUACAGGAUCUACAUGUUGUAAGAGGAAUAUGUAAUGGUCCUGCUCCACGUUGAAUGUUCCAGACUCUAAAGGAUUUGGUCAUUCAUAAUUGCAACUUCCAGGGAAGUCUCUUCACAUUUGAUGUAGCUUAUUGUCUUUUUCAAUUGGAAACCCUUAUUGUGUCUCGAUGCAAUCGAAGCAAGGAGGGAAACAUUGAACAACAAGAAGACCAUUCUUUCAAAAUUGAAGAACUUAUAAUUGGAAUAUCUUCCAAUGUUGUACAAGGGAAGUGGUGCUAUUGAUUUUGAGUGUCCUUCAUUGGAAAACUUGCGUCUGGAGGACUGCCCCCACUUGUCAUUCCCAUGCUCUGCUUCUGACUACUUCCACAGCAGGAACCAAGUCGUUUUCAAUGAUGUUCGUCAGCAGAGACCGCUUUCCAAACCGGUAGUGUUAAGAUACCAUUGACGUCAUAAGUAGAAGCCAUUGCUGCAGCUGCAAAAACAAGGAUGAAGACGAGGCUGCAAAAACAAGGAUGAAGACGAGGUUGAAGUCUUCUUCUAUUCACCAACUGUAGCUUCUGAAUGGGCAGAACACAAUGCUUGUAAACGGUGGUGAUAACAGGGACCCUAACCUCUUAUUUAUACAAGUACUAGUCCUAAGAAUCCUCCCAUAAAGGUUUUCCUUAAGAAUCAAGUCUUGUAUCUAAGAAUCCUAAUGCAUCACAGUUUAGGACUUUCUUGUAGUCCAAUUAAUGGAUUCCUAAUCCAAUGAUAAAUACACUAUCACAUUAGAUAUCUAGGUUGAUUCUUUUCCA